Dictyostelium discoideum AX4 is the source of this 474-nucleotide messenger RNA. RefSeq names its product cellulose-binding domain-containing protein (gene ecmL). Bases 1 to 474 code for a protein of 157 amino acids. The record is from RefSeq and is a predicted model, not a curated record. The transcript has a single exon. Gene Ontology annotation, cellular component: extracellular region. NCBI's taxonomy places the organism in Eukaryota, Evosea, Eumycetozoa, Dictyosteliales, Dictyosteliaceae. Gene Ontology annotation, molecular function: hydrolase activity, hydrolyzing O-glycosyl compounds; carbohydrate binding; polysaccharide binding.
AUGAGAUCAAUCCUUAUUUUAUUAAGUUUAUUAUUAACAAUUGCAUUUGCUUCAGCAAGUUUCCCAUACCAAUGUGGCCCAUAUAGUUGUCAAUAUGGUCAAGUUUGUAGAAUUGAUAAUGGUGUUUGUAAUUGUAUUCCAAUUAAUGAUUGUCAUGAAGUUUCAUUAUCAACAAAGGUAAUUGGUACUUGGGUAGAUGGUUCACGUGGUAAUAAAAGAUUCACUCAAUAUGAUAUUACAAUCACAAAUAAUUUAAAUACAAAUAUUAAACAAAUUUACAUUGCCACUGAUUACACUUUAAGAUUAAGAGAUCAUUCAAAUACUUCAAUCUGGAAUGUUAACCUUUUACCAAACGGUAUUCUCACUCUUCCAUCAUACCAACCAUCAAUCAAUGCCCAUGCUUCCUUUACAUUUGGUUUCAUUCUUGAAGGUACUCAACCUGCAAAUUUGGAUGUUUUAUCUGUUUCUUUUUAA